Linum tenue is the source of this 980-nucleotide messenger RNA. Lineage: Eukaryota; Viridiplantae; Streptophyta; Magnoliopsida; Malpighiales; Linaceae. The record is from the annotation of a GenBank genome assembly.
UUGUUCCGCUACCAGAAUCCCUAUUCCUCCAUCUUCUCCAAACCCCACAAAACUCCCCUUCUACAGUCCCCGAUAGUUUUGGCGGCGAGUCUUGGUAGUUUCGCGCCCGGGGAAUACUUUGUUGGUCGGGGCAAAGGUAAGGCGAACCUCCUUCUGCCGUGCUGCCUUUCUUCCUUCGUAAAUGCAAUAAGCGAAGUGAUACUGGGGUUUUCUUUUGGUACUUUUCUAUUGGUACCACUAAUUGUCCCAAUAUGUAGAAGUGGCACUGGUUUUUCUUUUGCAAUGGCUAGAAUAAAGAUCCCAGCUAUGGCAUCCCUUGUAACACAACAAUCUGAUGCAGGAAUGGCCAAAACAAAGAUACCAGCUACAACAUCUGCAAAAAACAAACAACAUGUUGGUUAUGUUUCUCGGCAGGUAGUAGUCCUCUUGGGGGACUCCAGUGAUUAUAAUGCUGGGCCUAGUAGGAAAGGACUACGCGAUGAGGUAGCCAAGAGUUCCAGGAAGGAGAAGAAGCAACAGACUGUUCCAGGAAGGAGAAGCAACGGACUGUGUGAGGACAACCUUCACUGUUAACCGGAAUAGGAGCUAUAGCAAUUGAAAUCGGCAUGUCCUGUUGGUGUGGUUCCUUGAUAGGACGGUAGCCAACUUGCAACUAACCGUAGACAACUUGCAGCUUGCAUCAUGUCUGCUCAAAUGGUCCAGAAAGCUAUGAGUAAUGUGACACUUGAGGAAAUGACUGGUAAAGCUACUGAUUUGCACGAGGUACUAUUACGUGGAUAUACCCAGGUGUCACAACAGUAGUAGGAAGAUUGGUUCAUGUACGUUUGUAAUUAUGAACAAGUUUGUUGUGGUGUUUGUUUGCUUUAAUUUGGUCUUGGACAAAGUAUUGUUCCUUACAUUGGCACAAUAGUUUUUUUGUUGGAUUGUGAGAAUUAAGUACCUUAUUACUAGUUAUUUUAACUACAAAUUUGGGACUUGUG